Diachasma alloeum is the source of this 1192-nucleotide messenger RNA. RefSeq lists its product as uncharacterized. NCBI's taxonomy places the organism in Eukaryota, Metazoa, Arthropoda, Insecta, Hymenoptera, Braconidae. The record is from RefSeq and is a predicted model, not a curated record.
GGUGAAUCGAUUAUUAGCCCCCUUCAAGACAUUACCUGCUGCGGAAAAUCUGUUCACUACAGUGCUGAAGCUCGCUGACGACACUGUAUUGGUAACCUGCGGUGGAGGCCUUUCACAUCAGCAGGAAAUCUACCACAUCUAUCAUCUAGCUGUUCUUAUGGAAAUAAGAGGAUUUACCAUGGCUGUCUCUGCGUAUGGAUUGCUGGCAAAGUUCAAAUGAGGAUCCUUUGACGGAGAAGUGGAUCUCUUAGCGGCGCAGUUAUUGUCGAGGUCACAUGAAUAUAUAGUAGCCGUGAAAAACGCAAUGGAAGAAUCUUCGAGACUCAUUCGCCGAUGCGAUCCCAGAGGCGGCCAUGUAGAAGGCUCUACGUUUGCGGAGAUGUACGGAGUCUUCCAAUCUUAUAUUGCCAAUGAAGCAGAUAUGAGUACUCCAGGGGAUUCGUGUCUUUUCGAUUGUCCUGGGCUAACCUACCAGAAGCAUAUCAGGCACAGUGCCGAGCCGUCCACAUACUUGUCCCAUUGGGACUGCGAGGGUAUUAUUACGCAUUGCCAGACAGCUCCUAAGAGAAUGGAAAUUUGUGUCGAGGGAAAUGGCUUUCCAAGGCGAUAUCGAUCGAUCAAGGGGUCUAAUGGAGAAGUCUGGGGGGAUGACAGUGACUGUAAAGGGCAGAUGAAAUCGCUAUCAUCAUGGCACCGCUUCUUGGUCGUUUGCGACUAUUGCAUUUGCACCUGCGAGAGUACCAAGACAGGAAAUCCGCCACUGGGGCUUAUUAGUUUCCUUCCUUCAGAGGCGGACAUUCAAAAUAACAUGGUGGUCGUGGGGGUUAAAAUUGUCAGGGCCAACAACACAAUUUACGUUCAAGUAAAAGAAAGAAAACUUGAAGCAAAUGGGUCGAUUUCAAAAGGAAGUGACAGAUGGGUGCCUCUCAGAUAUUUAAUGUCUUCAGAAUCGAGUAUGUUUUCGUCCGAAGGAAAGAGACUGAUCCGGACCAUAGAUUAUGAUGCCUUCCACGGAAACAAUAGAAAAUUAAAUUUAGAUGACGUUUUUGUACCGGAGAACCACCUCGUUGCAGGGGUUCGAUUCAAACACAUGAGAGAGAUUCAAACACAUAAGAGAGAUAAUCGGAUUCCCGUAGACAUGGACUACGCGAAUCCGAUUCAACUCGAAGUUUUGGCAAUACCGUUUGACUAU